This is a messenger RNA of Thermochaetoides thermophila DSM 1495, 522 nucleotides long. RefSeq names its product putative mitochondrial glycine cleavage system H protein. Gene Ontology annotation, cellular component: cytoplasm; glycine cleavage complex; mitochondrion. Gene Ontology annotation, biological process: protein lipoylation; glycine decarboxylation via glycine cleavage system. The transcript has 2 exons. Bases 1 to 522 code for a protein of 173 amino acids. NCBI's taxonomy places the organism in Eukaryota, Fungi, Ascomycota, Sordariomycetes, Sordariales, Chaetomiaceae. The record is from RefSeq and is a predicted model, not a curated record.
AUGGCCUCAAUUGCCCGGUCUCUGCGGCUCGCCCGCCUCUCUGCCGUCUCGGCCACUAUCAGGGCCCCCGCCUACCGCGCCGUUUUUAUCCGGCCCUUCUCUGUUACCGCUUCAAACGCCAUCCGGAAAUAUACGAAGGAGCACGAGUGGAUUGACAUCUCGGCCGACAAGAAAACCGGCGUCGUUGGUAUCAGCGAAUACGCUGCUAAGACCCUCGGCGAUAUUGUCUACGUCGAGCUGCCCGAGGAGGGCCUCGAGGUUCAGGCCGGUGACGCCAUUGGCGCUGUCGAGUCGGUGAAGAGCGCCGCCGACAUCUACUCUCCUGUGGCCUGCAAGAUCACUCAGGUCAACCUGCUGCUCGAGGAGAAGCCUGGCACGGUCAACCAGGUUCCCGAGGACGAUUCCCAUGGUGGCGGCUGGAUCGCCAAAGUUCAGCUCACUGAGCAGGGCCUGAAGGACUUCGAGGCCCUCAUGGACGCCGAUGCCUAUGCUGAGUUCACUGCGGCCGAGAGCGACCACUAA